AUGACAAAGCGUUCAACUACGAAUGAGUCUCAUAACAUAAGUAGUAGUGAAGAUGAGCUCCAGAUAGAUCUCUAUACAGACAUGUUAGAAAGACUAACUGUAGAAGAUAAUGACAGCAAUGAUAGUGAUAUCGUCCAACCAAAAAGGCGACGAAGAGUUCGCAUAGAUAGCGAUUGUGAUACGAAAGAAAAAACAUCGCAACAUGACAACGUAUCGUCAAGUGAAGAGUGGGAAGAUGUUACUGAAUCAGGCAUUCCUCCAGCUACGAUAAAUUUUGAUUUACAUGACGAAAUAGCCGGACCACAAUUACUGAGUAACGUAAAAGAACCCAUAGACUAUUUUACAUUAUAUUUUACUGAAGAAUUAGCAGACAGCAUAAUAAAAGAAACAAACAAUUAUGCCAACGAAGAAAUUAGAAAGAAACAACUUUCAAGAAAGUCAACUUGGCACAAGUGGUACGAUAUUACUAAAGAAGAAUUUUUUGCAUUCAUCGCCGUUAUCCUAAAUAUGGGAUUGAUUCAAUUCCCAAACAUACAAGAAUACUGGUCUACUGCUUCCAAUAGUAAAAUCCCUUUUUUUCCGGAAACAUUAACUAGGGGCAGAUUUAUGGAGAUAUUUUGGAUGUUUCAUUUGAAGAAACCCACGCAAAGAAAUGCAACAGUAAGAACUCGUAUUCAAAAAGUCAGCAACUAUUUAGAAUAUAUAGAUGACAAAUUUAGACAAUAUUUCAUACCGUAUCAAGCAGUCGCUGUGGAUGAAUCGAUUGUAAAAUUUAAAGGCAGAAUAUCAUUCAUCACCUAUAAUCCGAACAAGCCAACAAAUGGAGAUGUUGUAACAGUGAAUAGACCUGAAAUGAUGUUAGGAUAUACGGCAAAUAUGGGUGAUGUGGAUCUUGCUGAUCAAUAG
Molecule: messenger RNA, 906 nt
Organism: Polistes canadensis
Lineage: Eukaryota; Metazoa; Arthropoda; Insecta; Hymenoptera; Vespidae
Product: piggyBac transposable element-derived protein 4-like
Exons: 2
Coding region: 1-906 (301 amino acids)
Source: RefSeq, a predicted model, not a curated record